Molecule: messenger RNA, 1570 nt
Organism: Aspergillus homomorphus CBS 101889
Lineage: Eukaryota; Fungi; Ascomycota; Eurotiomycetes; Eurotiales; Aspergillaceae
Exons: 1
Coding region: 359-1570 (403 amino acids)
Biological process (GO): aflatoxin biosynthetic process; regulation of DNA-templated transcription
Cellular component (GO): nucleus
Molecular function (GO): zinc ion binding; DNA binding; DNA-binding transcription factor activity, RNA polymerase II-specific
Source: RefSeq, a predicted model, not a curated record
GGGCACUCGUCAGCUCUUCUACCAGACGAUAACCAAGCCUAAAGCGAGGGUCUUAGGGCGGAUGCCCUGAUGCCGAGAAGGCUUUGUCUGACCGCAAUUGACUCUGUAAAAGUGCAAACAAUGCCGAGCCUGACUCCAUUCGCACCUCUGGGGGAUCCCCUCCAUCCUGCCGCCCCUCCCAAGCUCUGGACAACUCCUUUAGGGAUAGUCUCGGAUGUAGGGGGGGAAGAAUAGAAUCCUGAUGUUGAUGCCCUGUGUCCUCAGGGAGAAUCCUUCGUGUCAGCACAAUGAAAGGAAUCCAAAGCCUUCCGUAUGGGGGCGUAUAUAAAGCACAGACCCUCCCGUUGUAUACCGCAGAAUGUCAUCUUCCGCGACAUCUCCAAACAGUGCAAUUCAGAAUCAGAGCAGACGGAAAAUGAGUCAAGUACCCCGCCAGUCGAAACUACGAUCCAGUUGUGACCAAUGCGGGACAGCCAAGGUCAAGUGUGAUCGGGCCCAACCCGAAUGCAGUCGCUGCAUCUCCCAUGGCAUGCAGUGCGUCUAUGGGGUGUCCCGCAAGAUGGGAAAACCCCCACGUCGGGCAAACCUCUUCCCCUCCACCACCGGGGCAACACCUCAGAUGGGGGAUAGUGGCAGUAACUGUGAUGCGGGGCGCACUCUGCUGGACGUCGAGAUCUUCGCCGACCCGGCCUGUGACGCUCUGAACACUGCCUUGGACAAUGCACUGGACGAUCGCCAACCCCUCAACCAUUCCAACCACCCCACUUCAGAGAACCUAUUUGAUCACCAGGGGUCGAUCGAGAGCUUCUAUCAAGACCUUCCUGGCGCAUUCCUCUCUUCCAUUCCAUCCCUCGACAUGGAGGGUUGGUUAGCUGCAGCGGAUGCUCCCUUCAGCAGUGAGUCGCCGUGGGAUGAGCUCCCGGAAGUGACACCAUCGCUGCCAAUCGACCGCGGCCACAACUGCUCUCGCGAAGCCCAUAGCAUUUUCCAUAGUCUUUCCAGCCUAGGAACCAAGGAGGCCACGUCCCCAAUGCCAGACACUCCGGGGGGUGGGGGACAAGUGCCGUUGGACCUGGUCUUGCGUCUCAGCCGUGAAGCCGCGGCGCGUCUUGUUCCAUUUCUCUCCUGUGCGUGUGCCCGUUCGCCACACCUGGCCCUCCUCUACGCGGCCAUCAUCGCGCGCAUCUUGGCCUGGUAUCAGCGCGCAGCUGGCUAUUCCCCACGCGCCUCCCCCCCCGCCUCAAGCAGUGCCAGCUCUCGAAGAAGCCCCUUAACUCCGUUCUCGAAUGUGACCAUGGCUCCCGCGCGCAUCGCCAUCGGCACAUUCAGCGUAGAUGACUCGCAGCUGGAGACCGCGGUGAAGAUGCAACUACUGUCGGGCGAGCUAAAGCGACUGGGGGCGCUGAUUGAUCAGUUCACACUCCAGGAUCCAGGCCGGCAGUGUCAGAAUGAAGAGGAUCCCUUUGGCGAUGCGGACAGCCUCUACCGCUGUUUGCAAAUGUGGUUGAAACAGGACUAUGCUCGAGUCAAGAGUCUACUGCGAUAUGAAUUACAAGAGCUGAAUACAUGA